AAAAUUGGGAUGUCCAUUCGUUGGUAGGCCGCCACGUGCUACGGAUGUCACAAGUCAGCACAGACUUUUGUGGUGGGCUUUUGCAGAUUGCCUUCUAUAUAAAGCUCUCCGACACAUAGCUUUUGGAGUGUUUGUGUGCGAGAUUUCACAGUGAGAACUUCCUGUAGCUGAGAUCCUGCUAAAUUAGGGUUUGAAUUAACAGCCAUGGCGGGCAGCGGUGCGUUUGUGGAGCUGUUGGAAGAAGAUGUGUACAAGUAUUACUUUGAUGGGGAGUGGAGGAAGUCUGCAUCGGGGAAAUCGGUGUCAAUUAUAAAUCCUACCACCAGGAAGCCCCAGUACAAAGUUCAAGCUUGUACACAGGAGGAAGUGAACAAGAUUAUGGAGUCUUCUAAGAUAGCUCAGAAGGCAUGGGCAAAGACUCCUCUUUGGAAGCGUGCAGAGCUGUUGCAUCGUGCUGCUGUAUUACUGAAGGAACAUAAGAAUCCUAUAGCCGAAUGCCUUGUCAAGGAAAUUGCUAAGCCUGCAAAAGAUGCAGUUACAGAGGUUGUCAGGUCUGGAGAUCUGGUAUCUUACUGUGCUGAGGAGGGAGUGAGAAUUCUUGGUGAAGGCAAAUUUCUCGUCUCAGAUAGCUUUCCUGGCAAUGACAGAAAUAAAUUAUGUCUUACCUCAAAGAUUCCUCUUGGUAUCGUUCUAGCUAUUCCGCCAUUCAACUACCCCGUAAAUCUGGCUGUGUCUAAAAUUGCCCCUGCCCUAAUUGCUGGUAACUCAGUUGUCUUGAAACCGCCAACACAGGGAGCAGUAGCAGCCUUGCACAUGGUGCACUGUUUUCAUUUGGCUGGAUUUCCCAAGGGCCUCAUCAGCUGUGUUACAGGAAAAGGAUCUGAAAUUGGGGAUUUCCUUACAAUGCACCCUGGUGUAAAUUGCAUCAGUUUUACAGGAGGCGACACUGGUAUUGCAAUUUCAAAAAAGGCAGGCAUGGUUCCUCUUCAGAUGGAACUUGGUGGAAAAGAUGCUUGUAUUAUACUCGAGGAUGCAGAUAUUGACUUAGCCGCAGCCAAUGUUGUGAAAGGGGGUUUUUCAUACAGUGGCCAGAGGUGUACUGCAGUAAAGGUAGUGCUUGUGAUGGAAUCUGUGGCUGAUGCUCUCGUAGAGAAGGUGAAAGCCAAAGUUGCAAAGAUGACAGUUGGCCCACCGGAAGAAAAUUGUGAUAUCACACCUGUCGUCACAGAAUCCUCUGCUAAUUAUAUCGAAGGUCUGGUUAUGGAUGCCAAACAAAAGGGAGCUACAUUUUGCCAGGAGUACAAGAGAGAGGGUAAUCUUAUCUGGCCCCUGUUACUGGACCACGUCAGACCUGACAUGAGACUUGCUUGGGAAGAGCCAUUUGGCCCCGUGCUGCCCGUUAUCAGGAUCACCACCGUUGAGGAAGGCGUUCAUCACUGCAAUGCCAGCAAUUUUGGACUUCAGGGAUGCAUAUUCACAAGAGACAUCAACAAAGCAAUGAUGAUUAGUGAUGCCAUGGAAACUGGAACAGUUCAAAUUAACUCCGCGCCUGCACGUGGGCCAGAUCACUUUCCUUUCCAGGGACUAAGAGACAGUGGCAUUGGUUCUCAGGGAAUCACUAACAGCAUUUCCAUGAUGACGAAAGUGAAGAGCACCGUGAUCAACUUGCCAACCCCAUCUUAUACAAUGGGCUGAUUUCUUAAAUUUAUGUAUUUAGAAUUAUGAUAUUAGCAAACCCCUUGCUAUACGAGGGUCGAUCUAUGAAUUUAUUAGGUAAACAGUAUUUAGUUGUUAUGAGUUUUAAGAUGGAGAGCGUAUGCGGUGUAUCGCCUGUUAAUUCACUUGCCUGAACUCCUUUCCGAUGUUCAGCAUAUAGGCAAUUAUCAAUAGCAAUUUAUCGUUCAAAAUUUCUUAAUAA
This is a messenger RNA of Cryptomeria japonica (Japanese cedar), 1918 nucleotides long. Its product is annotated as NADP-dependent glyceraldehyde-3-phosphate dehydrogenase. Gene Ontology annotation, molecular function: lactaldehyde dehydrogenase (NAD+) activity. The coding region runs from base 205 to 1695 and encodes 496 amino acids. NCBI's taxonomy places the organism in Eukaryota, Viridiplantae, Streptophyta, Pinopsida, Cupressales, Cupressaceae. The record is from RefSeq and is a predicted model, not a curated record. The transcript is spliced from 10 exons.